Molecule: messenger RNA, 1332 nt
Organism: Heteronotia binoei (common prickly gecko)
Lineage: Eukaryota; Metazoa; Chordata; Lepidosauria; Squamata; Gekkonidae
Product: zinc finger protein 239-like
Exons: 1
Coding region: 172-1332 (386 amino acids)
Biological process (GO): regulation of transcription by RNA polymerase II; central nervous system development
Cellular component (GO): nucleus
Molecular function (GO): RNA polymerase II cis-regulatory region sequence-specific DNA binding; DNA-binding transcription factor activity, RNA polymerase II-specific
Source: RefSeq, a predicted model, not a curated record
AUUAAAAUCAGCCAAGCUGGACAAGGCCAGAGGGCUGUCGAUCCUUUCCUUCUGCAGUCUCAUAGAUGUCUUUGGACCUUACCAGCCCUCCCAGAUGCUAACAGUAUCUCUCUAUUUAUUCCAGCAGAGAAUGAUCAGAGGAAUGAGGAGGGGGAGGAACUUCAUCAGCAAAUGCCAGAGAGAGUUAAAAAUGAACAACUGAAAGAAAACGCCAAGAACCAAGGCAGACCUAAGAGAAAGAAAGUCAGCCACAUGAUUGAGAAGCAAGAUGUAAGAAAGCGUAAUGUGCAUUUUUCAAAACCCAAGAUAUUGGAGGCAAGUAAAUGCAUUCAGUGUGGGAAAUACUUCAGAAAUAGAUCACAGCUCUUUGUGCACCAACGAAUACACAGAGGGGAGAAAACUUUUGCAUGCUCAGAGUGCGGAAAGAGAUUCAGUAGGAGUAGCACUCUUCAGCUCCACCAAAGAAGCCACACAGGGGAGAAACCUUUUGAAUGCUCAGAGUGUGACAAGAAAUUCAGUAGGAGUGCCCAUCUUCAACGGCAUCAGAGAACCCACAUACCAGAUAAACCUUUUGAAUGCUCAGUGUGUGGAAAGAGAUUCAGUGAGAGUGGCACUCUACUACGGCACCAGAGAACCCACACAGGGGAGAAACCUUUUGAGUGCUCUGUGUGUGGAAAGAGAUUCAUUCAGAACGGCCAUCUUCAGCUGCAUCAGAGAACCCACACAGGGGAGAAACCUUUUGAAUGCUCGGAGUGUGGAAAGAGAUUCAGUGAGAAUGGCACUUUGCAACGACACCUAAGAACCCACACAGGGGAGAAACCUUUCGAAUGCUCGGAGUGUGGGAAGAGAUUUAGUAUGAAUGGCAAUCUUCAGUUGCACCAAAGAAUCCACACAGGGGAGAAACCUUUUGAAUGCCCACUGUGUGGAAAGAGAUUCGGUAGAAGUGGCCACCUUCAACUGCACCAAAGAACCCACACAGGGGAGAAACCCUUUGAAUGCUCACUAUGUGGAAAAAGAUUCAGUCAGAGUGGUGAUCUGCAAAAGCAUCUAAGAGCCCACACAGGGGAGAAACCUUUUGAAUGCUUAGAGUGUGGAAAGAGAUUCAGUCUGAGUGGUUAUCUUCGACUGCACCAAAGAACCCACACAGGGGAGAAACCUUUUGAAUGCUCAGUGUGUGGGAAGAGAUUCAGACAGAGUGGCGCUCUUCACGUGCACCUAAGAACCCACACAGGGGAGAAGCCUUUUGUAUGCUCAGAGUGUGGAAAGAAAUUCAAUAGGAGUAGUCAUCUUCAGCGGCAUCAGAAAACCCUACACAACAGAGAAGCCCUUUGA